AAUGGCUCCUGUGUGGUGAAGGGGGAGAGGCGAGCGGGCGAGGAGGGUGUGCGGCGGCGGCUCCUCUUGGCGGCGAGGCGGCCUCUCCCCCCCCCGCCCCCGAAGGCCAUGGAUCCCAACAGGAUCAUCCAGGCCCUCAAAGGCACCAUCGACCCCAAGCUGCGCCUUGCGGCCGAGAAUGAGCUCAACCAGUCCUACAAGAUCAUCAACUUUGCUCCUAGCCUGCUGCAAAUAAUUGUUUCCGAUCAAGUGGAAUUCCCAGUGCGACAAGCAGCUGCCAUUUAUCUGAAGAACAUGGUUACGCAGUACUGGCCAGAUCGGGAGCCCCCACCCGGAGAAGUAAUAUUCCCGUUCAAUAUUCAUGAAAAUGAUCGGCAGCAGAUUCGGGAUAAUAUCGUGGAAGGAAUUAUUCGGUCUCCAGACUUAGUGAGGGCCCAGCUGACAAUGUGCCUCCGCGCUAUCAUCAAGCACGAUUUCCCAGGUCAUUGGACGGCCGUGGUAGACAAGAUAGGCUAUUAUUUGCAGUCUCCCAACAGUGGGAGCUGGCUGGGAAGUCUGCUGUGCCUCUACCAGCUAGUGAAGACCUAUGAGUACAAGAAAGCUGAGGAACGAGAUCCCCUGAUCGCCGCUAUGCAGAUAUUCUUGCCUCGGAUUCAGCAGCAGAUGAUCCAGCUCCUUCCUGACAACUCCCAUUACUCCGUGCUCCUUCAAAAGCAGAUCUUAAAAAUCUUCUAUGCACUUGUCCAGUAUGCACUGCCACUUCAGCUGGUGAACAACCAAACCAUGACUCAGUGGAUGGAGAUUUUCCGGACGGUGAUUGACAGAAAUGUGCCUGCCGAAACUCUGCAGAUCGAUGAAGACGACCGACCGGAACUGGUCUGGUGGAAAUGUAAGAAGUGGGCUUUGCGGAUCGUCACUCGCCUUUUUGAAAGGUACGGUAGUCCGGGGAAUGUAACAAAAGAAUAUUUUGAAUUUUCCGAGUUCUUCUUGAAAACCUAUGCUGUUGGAAUCCAACAGGUGCUCCUAAAAAUUUUGGACCAAUAUAGACAGAAAGAAUACGUCGCGCCGCGUGUCCUUCAGCAAACGCUCAACUAUCUGAAUCAAGGGGUCCAUCACUGUAUAACCUGGAAGCAGAUGAAACCACAUAUGCAGACUCUCUGUGAAGAAGUGAUCUUCUCCCUGAUGUGCUACAAAGAUGAGGAUGAAGAGCUCUGGCAAGAGGACCCCUAUGAGUACAUUCGCAUGAAAUUCGAUGUGUUUGAGGAUUAUGCUUCCCCCACAACAGCGGCUCAGAUCCUUCUGUAUACUGCAGCAAAAAAGCGAAAGGAGGUGUUACCCAAAAUGAUGGCAUUUUGCUAUCAGAUCCUCACUGAACCCAGCGCUGACCCGAGGAAGAAAGACGGAGCGUUGCACGUGAUAGGAUCUCUAGCGGACAUUCUUUUGAAGAAGAGUAUAUUCAAGGAUCAGAUGGAGCUGAUGCUACAGAAUCAUGUCUUCCCAUUGUUCAUGUCCAACCUUGGGUAUUUAAGAGCAAGGUCUUGCUGGACUCUUCAUUCGUUCAGCACGCUGGAGUUCCACAAUGAACUCAACCUGAGAAAUGCCGUCGAGCUGGCAAAGAAGAGCCUGAUUGACGACAAGGAGAUGCCUGUCAAAGUCGAGGCUGCCAUAGCACUGCAGUUGUUAAUAAGCCAUCAGGAACAAGCAAAAGAAUAUGUCAAGCCCUACAUCCGGCCAGUUAUGCAGGAGCUGCUGCUUGUUAUUCGGGAGACCGAGAACGACGACCUCACCAACGUCAUCCAGAAGCUGAUCUGCGAAUACAGCCAGGAGGUCACAUCCAUUGCUGUUGAAAUGACGCAGCACCUGGCAGAGAUAUUUGGCAAAGUUCUCCAGAGUGAAGAAUACGAAGAAAUGGAGGACAAAACUGUCAUGGCCAUGGGGAUCCUGCAUACCAUCGACACCAUCCUGACUGUUGUGCAGGACCACAAAGAGAUAACUCAACAGCUGGAGAGCAUUUGCUUGCAGAUCAUCGGCCUUGUCUUGCAGAAGCGUGUGAUAGAGUUCUACGAAGAAAUCCUUUCCCUGGCGUAUAGCUUGACCUGCCAUUUGGUUUCACCUCAAAUGUGGCAGCUUUUGGGUGUCUUAUAUGAAGUGUUUCAGCAGGAUUACUUUGAGUACUUUGCAGAUAUGAUGCCUCUUCUGCACAACUACAUCACUGUUGACACGGAUACUUUAUUGUCAAAUCCCAAAAAUUUAGAGAUAAUUUAUGCUAUCUGUAAAAAGGUGUUAACCGGGGAUGCAGGUGAAGACGCGGAGUGUCAUGCCGCCAAGCUCUUAGAGGUCAUUGUUCUGCAAUGCAAAGGGAGGGGUAUUGACCAGUGUAUCCCACUCUUUGUAGAAGCUGUUCUGGAACGCUUAACGCGAGGGGUUAAAACCAGCGAGCUUCGCACCAUGUGCCUCCAGGUUGCCAUAGCUGCCCUUUACUACAGCCCUCAACUUCUCUUCCACACCCUGGAGAACAUCCGAUUUCCUCACAACCCUGAGCCCAUCACUGCCCAGUUUAUAAACCAGUGGAUGAAUGAUACAGACUGUUUCCUUGGACUUCACGACAGGAAGAUGUGCAUCAUAGGGCUGAGUAUCUUGAUGGGACUCCCAAACCGCCCCCCUGCUGUCGACGCCGUGGUGGCCCAGAUUGUCCCAUCAGUUCUUCUGCUGUUCCUGGGCCUCAAGCAAGUUUGCGCCACCCGGCAGCAUUCGGAGCACGAAGAGCACACCAAAGCAGAGAAGAAUGAUGCAGAAGAUAAUGAAGAGAUACAAAGUGACGAAGAAGAGGCAAAUGAAGUAAACCAGGAAAUGCAGGAGAACCAAGCUGGUGGUGGUGGUGAUGCAGGAGACGAAGAUGAUGAUGACGAUGAUGACUGGGACGAUGAAGCACUGGAAGAGACGGCUUUGGAAGGUUUCAGCACCCCUAUCGACCUGGAAGGGGGCGUGGAUGAAUACCAGUUCUUCGCACAAGCGCUCUUAGAGGUGCAGAGCCGAGACGCAUCCUGGUACCACUUGCUGACCACACCACUCAGUAACGAUCAGAAGACGCAGCUGCAGGAAAUCUGUGCAUUAGCCGAACACCGGAGGACUUCCUCAGAAUCAAAGAGGAUACAGCAACAGACGGGCUACACGUUUGAUAAUAAAGGACUGGUCUCCUCCUUUAACUUUGGCAGUGUUCCAGGCGGCAACUGAAGGAGGCGGGAAAUAGCUGAAAAGACACUUUGCAGAAUAGUCCGAUAUUGCAUUUUGUUAUAAAACAUUUGUGACGUUGAACGGGCAAGGGAAGGUAACUGGGUGCUGUUGAAGAUUUCCCCUUUGGGAACGGCAGUGAUUGACCCUCUUCCUCCUCACUAGGAUAAUCUUUCUAACCAGCUACUGUAAUGUAUAAAUCCUUGUGGUAUUUUUAUAAGUUGUUGGACUGAAAAGGAAGUAUCUGCCCCCCCGUUGAGCCUAUAAAGGAAAUGGGGAAUCAGUUGUAUGCAAUUGGAUUGAGUUGUGUUUCUCAGGUUUCUGCCAUGUGAAAUCGAAGGGGGUCCUCUGGAUUAACUGUGCCUUCUCUUGUAUAUGGGUGGCCUGAACAAAAGAGUUUUAGAGCGCAUUGUAUUUCUUCUUUCUUUCAAGGGACCGACAUUAUAGGCACAAUUCACAGACCUGGCUUUCCAUGUUCUUCCAUUAUCUCUGACGAUGGCCAGGUAGCUCUCUAUUGUCAGUUGUGAGCCUCAUGUCAUUAGCCACAAAAUCUUUUUGCUUCUUUACUUGCGUGUGCGUGUCGAGCACCAUGUCCACAUUAUCAGGAUUGCCCCUUGUAUUCCUUUCAUUUUCCCCCCAGUGAACACACAAGGAAUCCUUAACUUUCCCCCCUUUAAUGCUGACCAUGCCUUUGCAGUCCUUUAGCGGAGCAGCUUUUCAGACUUCUUUCUGUUUCGACCUGCCUGCCACGGAGCCAGCCGUGCAUUGCAGAAGAUUCCAGAGUUCGCAUGCAGAAAAGCCGGGCCUGUUGAAUAUCACCGUUAUGUUUGCAAGCUCGGGGUAGGCUCUAGAAUUACACCCUGGAGGCUGCACAUCGUUGGAGAAGAUCAGAAGUCGUGGGUCAUCCGUCUGCCAGCUGAGUCGCUGAGCCCAUGACCGCCAUAUGUCUGGCCUUCAGAGGGGGCCCCUUAGAAGACAAGUUUGAAAAACCACCGUGUGAACAGGAACAAAAGCAUUGCAAGGCCUCUGAAAUCAAGUUUGUAGGAGUUGCGGUUAUGCUUCCAGCCAGGUGGAUUGAGACUAUUAUGACUAUUACCACUAUUAUCAGUGCUGAUAACCUACUUCUUGAUAGGCCAGAAAUCGACCCAUUGACUUUUGAGGUCAUUGUCAACGUCAUAUUUGCUCAGCUCUGGAUAUGACGGGAGUCUCCAUCUGGAUCUCACAAACCUCUUUCACUUCUGUUACAUUGCUGUAUCUUCAGCCCUCUCAGUGGCAAAAAAACCACAUAGGCUUUAAAUAAUUGGUGAUAAAUCUAACUCCCGUAUCCAGCAGCAGAGUGAUGAACAGUACAGGAGAAUGACAGGCUAGAAUAAAAUGGCAUUGAGGGAAGGGAUUCCUAAUGAUGGGGGGUUGUGACCAAGGUGGCAAUUUAUGAAGUUCCUUGCCCACCCAUUGCCUGUCCCUGGUUCUCUGUCACACAUCCUAACACUGGGCGCUGUUCUGUUUCUCCGACAGCUCUUCUUACAUGAAGGAUAAUCUUUGAGCCUCAUCAGUUUCCCAGUCACUUUUGAAGGCUGCAUCUCAUGAGAUGUUUUGUAUUCACGUAUGGCUGCUUAUAGGAAAUACAGGAACACUGUGUCAGUC
Messenger RNA from Heteronotia binoei (common prickly gecko), 4875 nucleotides. It is a transcript of the gene IPO8, whose product is annotated as importin 8. The record is from RefSeq and is a predicted model, not a curated record. Gene Ontology annotation, molecular function: small GTPase binding. Lineage: Eukaryota; Metazoa; Chordata; Lepidosauria; Squamata; Gekkonidae. Gene Ontology annotation, biological process: protein import into nucleus. Gene Ontology annotation, cellular component: nuclear envelope; cytosol. Bases 109 to 3234 code for a protein of 1041 amino acids. The transcript has 25 exons.